GCUCUCCCUCUGACUUCCUCUCUGCAUUUCUCCCCACCCGUAAUUUUCCAUCUCUCUUUCUUUCGCUCCUCCCUCUGUCUCCUGCCUCCUUCCUGUCUGCUUGCUGGUGAUAUUGCCCAUGGGCGAAUGGGACGUCUGAAAUGGGCUACUCCCUGGUGAGAUUUCUCGUGCUGUUGGCGUGGACUGAUGGACGGCUGGUGUUGUCGGAUGCUUUUCCCCGAAAGAGACAAUAUCCUCCUGAUGAAAACUUUCAGUCUGAUCCAAGUUUAAACUCUUCAGUCGCACCACAUUCGCGAGCUGUAUCUCCAAAUACCCAGCAUCCCGAGGUGCCAGUCAGAUUGGCCAAUGGGACGAGCGAGUGCUCCGGGAGGGUCGAGCUGCUCCUCCAAGGUGCCUGGAGGCCGCUCUGCUGGGAAUUCUGGGACAGCAAGGGGGCCGACGUGGUCUGCCGGCAGACGGGCUGCGGGCGCUCGCAGUCGACCGGGGGAGGAGGCGUGGCGGGGAGCCCCGGGCCCUUCUGGGUCGUCCUGAUGAACUGCACGGGGCACGAGGGCAACUGGAGGGAUUGCCCAGGCCACGCCCUACCCGCCAAUGAACCCUGCGACCGAAACCUCACCGCCGAGGUCACCUGCACAGAGCACAAGGAGGUCCGCCUUUCUGGCGGGGACAGCCGGUGCGCUGGGAGGGUGGAGAUCCAUUCACAUGGCACCUGGGGGACGAUCUGCGAUGACUCCUGGGGCCGAGUUGCCGCCUCGGUGGUCUGCCGGCAGCUGGGCUGCGGCGAAGCUCUGAGUGCCACCAACAGCUCGAGCUUCGGCCAAGGCCAGGGCCCCAUCUACCUGGAUGAGCUGCGUUGCCGCGGCGAUGAAGCCUACCUCUGGAACUGCGCGUCGGAGCCCUGGGGCCAGCACGACUGUGGGCACAAGGAGGACGCCGGCGUGGAAUGUUCUGGGCAUCGGGAAGUGGAACUCAGCGGGGGUCCUGACCGCUGUUCGGGCCUGGUGAGGGUCCGCGACUGGGGUGCUUGGGGCUCGCUCUGCGACAAAGGCUGGGACCUGGCACUGGCCCAUCGCGUCUGCCACUACCUGGGCUGCGGCAACGCCACGAAACUUGGGCGCGUCCUACCCCUGGGGGACGUACAGACUUGGGCCGGAGCAUGCCGGGAGGCGAACGCCCAGGUACCUGCCUGCUUCAGUUCAGUGCCGCCUCAGGACUGCGAGGAACAGGGAGGGGUCUCUGUGACCUGCUCGGGAUCACUGCACCAGACAGGCUUGCCUUCAAAUGUCAGCAUCAAUGUGAUAACCACAGUAUCCACGAGGACUGAUGGGAUCCAAUCCCGAGGAGCUAACGUCUACCUCCUCAUCAUAGGCAUGCUGGCGCUGAGCCUUCUUAUUGUGACCAUCCUGUUUCUGACAAACUACUUCAACAUGAGACGAAGAAUGGUGAUGCAGCUCGGCCAACCGGGCCAUAGCGACCGAGAUAUCGAGACUAACGAUUACCGGGAAAUGCCUGCCACGCCAAGCACCAUCAGCAAGCCUCCUACACGGACUGUCCCUGUACCAGCUGCUGGUGACUUGGAUUCUCCAGACGAAGACUAUGAGGACUACCACAGUUUCGCUCCCCAGCAUGCGCUGAACUUUUCCACCUUUAUGUAUUCUGUGCGUAACCAAUCACAGCAGAGGGAUCCAGCCGGUAACAUUCCCAUGACAAUCCCAGAGGGACAGACAGGGUCCAAUCAUACAGGUCAUAGGUCGAAUGUCCCCUACAAGAGGUCAGUGAACAAUAGCAGCUCCUCGGAGGAUGAAGGGUUCCAGGUGGCGAGGGCAAACAGCGUGAGGAGGUCAUUAAAACCGAAAUCUCAACGUUGGAAGCAGCACCCCCUGUGCAAACAGCCGACAGACAGUUCCAGCACGUCCUCCUGCGAAUGGUACGAGAACACAACCAAAUUGGACUGUGCAAGCCAGCCCCAGCCUGAGCUGCUCGCUGUUCCACAGCAGAUUGGAUUUCAGAGUUCCACCAGCACUCUGCCAGUUGAAGAAUACGAGAAUGUGCAGGAUGACCAACUGAAUGUUCCGGAUCACGCAGCCUGGGAAGCACCAGUUCCAGUGGCCAGUGAGGCAGACCAACAGGGCGCAGGUGAUUCGACAGAGAGUGACUACGAUGAUAUCGAGACAUAUUUCCCCAGAUGACCAUUCUCGGGUUUUGUGGAGGUGAUUUUCAGAGGAAGCUGUGGAUUGCUGGAAGGUUUAAAUGCUUUCACCUGGAGCUUGAUGUCCCUCGCUCGCAAACCAGGAUGAAACUGACCAGGGACACUGCACAUGUGGUGCCACCUAGUCUCCAGGAGCCACUGAGCCUUCGAUCGCUGUACGCCAGCAACGUUCUCCUCCCCACAUCUUCUUCCCAGAGAGCGAUUGCCAGCCUUCUCCCUCACUUUCACCUCUCUUUCGUCUCCCCUUCUGUCUCUCAUGAGGCCCUCGUGCUUUCUCUCUCUCUCUGACUCUGUCUCUCUUCAUCUCUCUCACACUGGCCAGUCGUAGCUCCGUCCUUCGCCCUUGCCCUCAAACCCAACCUCUGCUCAAGGCCGUCAAUGAGGGUGACCUCUAGCAGUUGGCAGUGCCAGGAGGGUCUUGGUGCCAAAUAUUUACGGUGCCUGGACACUGAGGGCAGGGAACCAACGUCGGGGAUGGAUGGCCAAUCAAGUAUGCCCUGGGCUGUGCGUGGCGCAUUUGGUCCAGUGAUGAAACAGGGUAGAGCCAGAGGCCAGGCAGCAUCGGAGGAACAGGAAAGCUGACCGUCCUACCCAUUUCUGAAGCCGAAACGCCGGCUUUCCAGCUCCUCUGAUGCUGCCUGGCCCUGCUUUGUUCCUCCAGCCCCGCACUGCGUUAUCUCUGACUCCAGCGUCGACAGUUCUUGCUAUCUCAUGGGUUUGAUGGAUGCUGAGCUCGAAACGCAGCCUGACGCGAUUUAAGUUGAUUCGGAGUUAGUAGGAACUGCAGAUGCUGGAGAAUCUGAGAUAACAAGGUGGUAGAGCUGGAAGAACACAGCAGGCCAAGCAGCAUCUUAGGAUUUAAAUCGAUCCCUGUUUCGGUGAGAAGCAGUGUUUGUGCUCCCCAAAUGCAUGGAGAAAUCUCAAGCCCUGUGCUCAACAUUUGGACUCAGAGCCCAUAAAGUUGCAGGCCAUCCAGCCCCUUGAUCCAUCUCUCUCUCAUGCAAGUUCAUGAUCGAUCAGCCCCUAUUGAUGUGACAUCUGUGUUUUACCUCUGUGCCCCACCUUGUAAUCAGCCUGUUGCAGCCUAUCACUCUCUUCCUCGAGCUUCCUAAGGUCCCCUGGUGGAGGGCAUUCUGAAUAUCAACCACCCUCUGAGUGCAUCGAUUCUUCUUCAUCCUAGUCCAACCCAUCCUGCUUUUAUUCCAAGACUGUGUCCCAAUAGAUCUGGUGUCACCAGGCCAGGGAAAUAUCUCAUCCAGAUCUGCCGUGAUCCCCUGUCGACUCCCUCUGUUUCUCCAUGUGGAUCCCUCCCAUGCUUCACCGUCUGACCGUUUCUCUCUGUCACCCACCUCUCCCUUUCUCCAUCCCCCUCUGCUCCACUAUCCAGGUGUCUCUCUGCCCCUCGCUCUCACCUUCCCAAAUUACCUCGCUCCAUUCAACUAUCUCCUUCUGUCACUUUCUGUCUCUGUAUCUCCGUCUGAGCCUCACUCUUUCAGCCUUUAUUCUCACUGUUCCGCAAUUCUCUCUAUCGCUCUCACUCUCUGCCUCUUUCCUUCCCUCUGUCUCUCUAUCUCUCUCUCUCCCUCUCUUUUGGAAUUGAAUGUCUAAAUUGCCAAUAACACCCAGGGUGGUUAGUGACGGAGAAUACAGUGAUAGGGCAAGGGGCUUACGUAUGGGUAGGAUGCCCUUUGGAGAGGUAGGGGGGUGUCAAUGGGUCGAAUGGCCUGCUUCCAGAAUGUAGGGAUUGUGCAACCCAGGUUAUGGUAGGUAAAUGUGGAGAAGCUAAACUCUCUCUCUCUCUCUCUCUCUCUCUCACACACACACACACACACACACACACACACACACACACACACACACACACACACACACACACACAGAUGCUGCCAGACCCGUUGAAUUUUCCAAGCAAUUUCUGUUCCCCUUUCCAAUCUCUGCCUACAAUGGGCUUGGGGCUGAGACACCCUCAUCGAACUGUAGGCAGGGCUUACGAGUCCUCCCCCCACCCAAACCCCCACCCCCCUUACUAUCAUAUCCACCACCACAUUCUCAGAGCUGGCCACGCAGCCAUUAGAGGGAUGAACUACACUCUCAUGGGCACUGCAUGAAUGUUUUCUGUCCAACGUCGCUGAUUCUGCACGUGUGGAUGUUUUAUUAAUCAGAGAGUUCAACAAAUCAGAAAAUUCACCCCUAUCACUCAGUAACCCUGUCCCCCCCCAGCCCCCUGUGUUACUGUCCGUAUCCCUACUGAUGUUAAUCCCUCUCCCUCACACUGUCACUCAGUAACUCCUCUCCCCCAAGAGCCCUGUGUUACUGACUGUAUCCCUCCUGAUGUUAAUCCCUCUCCCUCACACUGUCACUCAGUAACCCCUCUCCCCCAAGAGCCCUGUGUUACUGACUGUAUCCCUCCUGAUGUUAAUCCCUCUCCCUCACACUGUCACUCAGUAACCCCUCUCCCCCCCA
Messenger RNA from Stegostoma tigrinum, 4672 nucleotides. RefSeq names its product antigen WC1.1-like. Bases 141 to 2189 code for a protein of 682 amino acids. Gene Ontology annotation, cellular component: membrane. The transcript is spliced from 16 exons. The record is from RefSeq and is a predicted model, not a curated record. NCBI's taxonomy places the organism in Eukaryota, Metazoa, Chordata, Chondrichthyes, Orectolobiformes, Stegostomatidae.